Molecule: messenger RNA, 1306 nt
Organism: Chanos chanos (milkfish)
Lineage: Eukaryota; Metazoa; Chordata; Actinopteri; Gonorynchiformes; Chanidae
Gene: wbp1la
Product: WW domain binding protein 1-like a
Exons: 4
Coding region: 75-1199 (374 amino acids)
Source: RefSeq, a predicted model, not a curated record
CAGCAAACAGAGCUGGCGACCAGCUGGCUACAUGUCAUAGCUGCGAAUCUGUAGAUGUAUGGACAAUUUUUAAAAUGUGGGGAAUGGGGGAGACCCUUUGUUUGGUUCUGAAAAUGGGGCUGUUUCUGUUAAACGCUGUCGGAUCCGUCAGCUCGGUGUCAGCGGAAGGAGCAGGCACGGAGGGCAGACUCCGCUGCCUGGGUGUGAAUAAUCAGAGUUACUACUGCGACUCAGGCCACUGCUGCGGGGAAGCCGGCUGCUGCAGCUACUACUACGAGCUCUGGUGGUUCUGGCUGGUCUGGACCAUUAUCAUCAUCCUGAGCUGCUGCUGUGUGUGUCAUCAUCGUCGAACCAAACACCGCCUACAGCAGCAACAACGACAGCACGAGAUAAACCUCAUCGCUUACAGAGAGGCCCACAACUACACCUCACUUCCCUUCUACUUCAGGUUUCUUCCCAGCUACCUCUUACCAGCAUACGAGGAGGUGGAGAACAGGCCGGCGACGCCACCCCCUCCGUACAGCGCCUCACAGCCGGGACAGUCCCCCGGCGCUGGGCCCCUGAGUCCUGAACAGCGAGAUGAACUCUGCCCCUCCCUGCAGGUGUGCCCCUCAGACCCCGAGUGUGAGAGCAGCUCGUCAGGGCACUGUGUGGAGAGAUCUCAUUCCCCCUCCCCGCUCUGCCCGGGACAGGAUGCCUGCAAACCCUACGUGGAUAUAGAUGAGGCCAGGCAGUCUCAACACAUAGCAUCAGCCAUUGGGGUGUCGACCACGCCCAAACCAGCAAACUGCCGCAAGGAGUUUUCCCAGCUGGGGGAGCAGUGCCAAGACGGUUGUCUUGACCUCAAAGACAGGAUGCCCGGACGUCACCGGCGGUUUACGGGGGACUCGGGGAUCGAGGUGUGCGUGUGCAGCCGUGGGGCGGGAGAGGGCGAGGAAGAGGAGGAGAUGAAGGAGUUGGAAGGGCUCCUGGACAGGGAGGGCUUGGAGGUGCAGGACUUCUGUGACAGCUGUAACCCCCGUGGGGCUGAUUCUCACGGGAGCGAGGUGGAGGAGCGGGGCGUGGCCCCCCCUCCCGAGCGGGGACCCGAGCAGCCAGAGCCCCCCCUGGCCCAGCGCAUGCAGGUCUGCCUCCAUUUGCACACCAUUAAUGAACAGGAGGCCCAUCACCACGGCAACAGCACAGAGAACCAGAGCUGAGCACAAAUAAUCUGCAACAAAGAUUCAAACAUGGAGGAGUUUUGACAGCUAUCUCCUUUCCUUUUAUUGUACUGUCUGUCUGUGUGUGUAUAUGAGUGUGAGUGUGA